Molecule: messenger RNA, 2008 nt
Organism: Poecilia reticulata (guppy)
Lineage: Eukaryota; Metazoa; Chordata; Actinopteri; Cyprinodontiformes; Poeciliidae
Source: RefSeq, a predicted model, not a curated record
GGGUGGAGGAGGAGGUGGGAUGUUGGCUGGAAGUGUUACAGCCAAAUAGUUUGAGUAGACACUCUUUUGCUUCCUGCCCGCCCGCCUGCCUCGCUCGCUUUGCUCUGCGGCUGAGAGAGAGACGCUGAGAGAGAAAAUCCCUGUCUAGGCAUGGACCUCUGGCUGCGGUGCUCGGCGGCUCGCGAGGAAUGACAACAGCUCACAUGGUCAUUAACUCCUCUCGCUGGGGCUGAAGGGAGAACCGCACUGGAGCCAACGGGUGCCUCCUGUGUUUGGGACUAAGACAGAAGCACACAGCGGCGCUCCAGGAAACGGAUAAACCGAGAUCAGACAGAAAGUGCCUUUUGAGUUAACAUCCCUACUUGAAGACUUGGUCCGAAGAGCUCCGGAUAUUCCUCUGUGGUCUCUGCCGGUCACAGCUUCAAAUCCCACCUGGUUUGUCCUCGUCUGCGCUUUUUGUGCGAGUUAAAGCUGAUGCCGAACCUCUUCGCCGCUGGCCAGGGUGCCAAAGCUUAAAGGCGCUUCGAAGGGAAGAGCUCCACACCUUUGUGCUGUCCUAAAAUGUGCCAUUGUACCUGAAAAUAGGGCCACCUUUGCUCCCCAAACACCCACCCAACCCACCCCCUUCAAAAGAGGUCAUUACUCAUAAAAAGGACAUUUUGGGGACAGUGGUGUGACUAAGACAAGCAUGACCUCUCUGCCUCGCCAGAGGUCUGCUCUUGAGAUUUACUGAUUGAUGAUGAUUGAUGAAUGUGCUUGACUGACAAACUUUCACAACACAGUUGUUCAUCCCAUGCUCAGGUUUCUCCACCAGAUUUCCUGUCUUUUUUUUUUAUUUUGUCCUCAAGGACAAGGCACUUCCGCUGACCUGAGGCAGAGUAUUUUUAGCUGCAUGUUCCACUGGUUUUACUUUUGAUUUCACGUGUUUUUAACCCGGAGCUCUUUGUCGAGGCACCUCCUCCUUCCCGAACCGAGCGGCUCCCUCUCCUUCCUCCAGCCCCGUGGCCAUCAGACCCCCUUCGACAUGGCUCUAAACAUAGCCUCGAUACGGGACACAAAAUGGCUGACCCUGGAAGUGUGCCGACAGUUUCAGCGAGGGACGUGUUCGCGCAGUGACGAGGAAUGCAAAUUCGCCCACCCACCCAAAAGCUGCCAGGUGGAGAACGGGAGAGUGAUCGCCUGCUUUGACUCGCUAAAGGGACGCUGCACGCGAGAGAACUGCAAAUACCUCCACCCACCGGCUCACCUGAAGACCCAGCUGGAGAUUAAUGGCCGGAACAACCUGAUCCAGCAGAAGACGGCAGCCGCCAUGUUGGCUCAGCAGAUGCAGUUCAUGAUCCCUGGAACAACCAUGCAGCCCGUGGUCUGCCGUGAGUUCCAGCGGGGCAACUGCGCCCGCGGCGAGACGGACUGCCGCUUCGCCCACCCGAGCGACAGCCCCAUGAUCGACACCAGCGACAACACGGUCACCGUGUGCAUGGACUACAUCAAGAGCCGCUGCUCCCGUGAGAAGUGCAAGUACUUCCACCCCCCGGCCCACCUGCAGGCCAAGAUCAAGGCRGCCCAGCACCAGGCCAACCAGACGGCCGUGGCUGCACAAGCUGCAGCCACGGCUGCAGCCAUGGCGUUCCCCCACGGCGUCCUCCAGCCGCUACCAAAGAGACCAGCACUUGAGAAGAGCAACGGAGCCASUUCUCUGUUCAACCCCAGUGUUUUGCACUACCAGCAGGCGCUGGCCAACGCACAGCUCCAGCAGCCCGCUUUCUUUCCCACAGGGUCAGUGUUGUGCAUGACCCCUGCUAGCAGUCUUGUCCCAAUGAUGUACAGUGCUACGCCUGCUACUGUCUCUGCAGCAACAACUCCUGCCACAAGUGUCCCCUACGCAGCAACAGCACCAGCCAAUCAGAUCAUCCUGAAGUGAGCAUCACCAGGGAAACGGAGUGUCAUGAAGCUGCACUAGGAAGCCCAAAACAGCCCCUCUGUAAAUACUACCUUGCCUCUCCCUUAG